CCGAACUUCAAAGUUUUCUUUUAUUAAAAUAUAUAAAACUCAACCGCUGGGAAAGAUCCGAUUUCAGUCCGGUUCGCGUUCGAAUGUUUAAGUUUACGUCUCCGUCGUGGUCGCGGUUCAGGUGAAAAAUCGGAGAAAGGGGGUUCUUUUUUCCAACUAAAAGGGUUCGAUCGCCGCUCAACCGUGUUCUUUCGUCGCAUUGAUCCAUUUAAAAUUCUUUGUGCGCGUGUUGGGAAUCGUUCCGUGGGCUAGUGUCCAUUCGUUCCGGGAAAGUGCUCUGAUUGGUGUGCGGGAAUUGAAUUUGAUUCGGGAAAACAAAACGGCAAACGCGAAGAAAAAAGUUGGUGACGUGAAAAAUUGAGCGUGUGCUGAUUCUGAAAGGAUAUCCUUUCGUGCGACAGUUCUGGGGCCGAGGAGCAAGAAGGAAAAAUAAAAUGAAGUUCAUGCGGACGUGCCUUCUGGCACUGGCCAUACUGGUGGUUAGCGCUGCCGGUGGUGGUGGUGGAGGUGAUGUGUCCUCUCAGCAAUCCUCCUCUGGACAGAAGCCACAGACAGUACUAAAGGUCACCGAUUCGUCGUCGGAUUCGGACGGGGCAACCGGGAAAGCGAUUAUCAACGUUUUGGACAAAGCGCAGAACAAACGGGGAGCACCGGUCAUUCCGGGUACCAUUGUCGGUACCCCACAGCAUGCGUACAUAAAUCAACCGGUGGCUGCGGUAACCGCAACUGGAACGGUAGCCGGUGCAGCUGUCGGACCGGUGGCCUACACAUCCUAUGGUCAUCCCCACUACCAGCAGCAGCAGCAGGCCGCCCAUCUGAGCGCCGGAGGACACCAACAUCUGGUCCAGCAGCACCAACAGCAACAGAGUGCAGCAGCUGUCGCAGCACCUCAGGCCGUGUUCCACAAAAUCAACUACGUUGCACCGAACUCCGCCCUCAAGGUGGCCACAUUUGCCAGCUCCGUCGCCGCCGCAGCCGCUCCAGCCCAUUACGAGUACGUUCCAGCUGUUGCACCCACACUGACUAAGUACAACUAUGCAGCGACCGCAGUUCCUCAGUAUCACUACGCGCACUAUCCGCAGACGAUCCAGACGAUCUACCAGCAUCAUCAUCCUCAACAGGCCCCGGCAGCCACGGCAACAAUCAUCACAAACGCAGCCGGCCACCAACUCCAGUAUGUGCACCAUCAUCCCCAGCAGCAUCAACAGGCGGCCACGAUCUACACGGCCCACCAGCCGGCUGCCGCUGUCCAUUACACGCUGACUCAACCGGCGACGCUGCAGCACCAUUAUCAGCCCCAAUCGGCGGUGGUGGGCCAACAGGCUGCCCAGGCUGGAACCAUCCACUACCACCACCACCCGCAGCAACAGCAGGCCCAGCAGACGACCUUCGUGGGGGUGCAGCCCUCGGUUCCGGUCGUCCAUCAGGCACCGAUAGCCGCCAUCAAUCAGGUGCACCAGGCCAAUCAGGUGAUUGCGACCCAGGCACAACUGGUCAAGUACCCGGUGCCGUCGGCUUCACCCAUCUACGCGACCAAUUCGGUGCAGAACCAUCUCUAUCAGCAACAUUCGGCCAAUUACGGCCCAUAUCCGGUUCCAGUGGCAGCCAAACAAUUCCUUUCAACCGUCGCUACUCCCACCGUUGCUACUCCCGCCCAUAUCAAGCAGCUGAUCCCGGUGACGACAGCGACCACCACCCAGCACCACGGCAAGGGCGUCAGUUAUUCCACCUUCACCCAGCAGGCAAACGCCGCCUCCCUUGGCCCCCAGCAGAACCAAUCCCCCUACUACAACACGGCCAUCGUCCAACCGCACCAGUACCAACAGCAACAGCCACAGAGUCAAAUCCACCAGCAACAGCAGCAACCAACCCGUUUCCAAGUGUACUCCACGGUGGCCACGCCGCUCCACAAGCCGGCAGUUCUGUACGCCGCCCACCAAUACGCCCAACCGUCCAUUCCGGCGGCCAUCUACGCCACCGCGGCCAGCCCUUUCCAACAGUUUCAACAUCAACCGCAGCAGUCACCAGCUGCGUUCCACUACGGCGGCAGUCAGUUGUUCCACCCACAACCUCCCCUUCAGCAGCAGCAGCUGCAACAACAGCAACAACCCUACGCCCAACUGGCCAAAAUCACCUACACCCCGGGAGCCGCUUCGCUGCAGAAAGGAUUCUAUCCCGUUCAGUAGGGAGCGCACCGGCCAUCGUCACCGCCAACGCAGUUCAUUCCGAUCCACCAGACUUUUUUCUAGCGGAUCGAAGUGUGACUGGGAAUUGGCUGCCAUCAACGUCGUUCGGUUUUAGUUUUAGGUUUCCUCCGUCCCUACAGCAGCGCGCUGUAGUCUUGCUGCAGUGACACACAUUCCACCGCAACCGUGCGAUACGGAGUCGUCUCCUCUCUCUCAUAACUUCCCAUCACAUCAGUAUCCUCCCAGUUUCCGGAUGGUGUGGGAUGCGCGUUUGUUGGUGUUCGUUAGAUAUUUAUUGGUUUUUAGAUAAGCUCCAAGCAUUAAGGUUUAGUCCUCUUCUGUGUAGGUCUAAAUUGAAAUGUGAAAUAGACAAUAGACAGAUCCGUUGAUUUUGAUUGACUGAUCG
Aedes albopictus (Asian tiger mosquito) is the source of this 2592-nucleotide messenger RNA. RefSeq lists its product as uncharacterized. The record is from RefSeq and is a predicted model, not a curated record. Bases 435 to 2186 code for a protein of 583 amino acids. The transcript has 8 exons. Lineage: Eukaryota; Metazoa; Arthropoda; Insecta; Diptera; Culicidae.